UCAAUUCUGCUAUUUUUCAGGCCAAAGUCAAAGGAGUACAAAGUGUCAACGUGCAAAAGGGGUACAUCUAAGAUAUCAAAGCUUUAGAUCUACGGACAAGCACAGAGUUCAGUGUCAGCCGGCGACACUGUUAGACAUUUGAAAAACAGAAGCAAACAGCAUAUGAGCGCCGACAAGACAAGAAAGCGAGAUUCAAUUCAUUAAAAGAAUGGAUAAGCUAUUCCCAAACAACACAAGUAAGGUCCUGUUAAAUGAAUCGACAGAGCAGAACGUKGUCAACUGUCAGUUAGUCCAGAGUAACAUGUGGUAUGUUGAAGAUCUUACGACAAUCUACAUCAUUGCCUGCAUAUUCAACUUUGUGUUUGCCAUAGUCGCUGUCGUUGGUAACUUCUUAGUACUGCUAGCUAUUAUCAAAACACCUACAUUACACAAACCUUCUAUAUUUCUAAUGUGUAAUCUCGCUGCUAACGACCUUGCAGUGGGUCUUCUCGUUCAACCAAUCUACGUCAUCUACAAAGUCGCAGAAAUGAAUGGUCUUGUGACUAUGUCAUGUUAUUGCGGCGUUGUCGUCAACAUGCUGGCCAAUCUCUUUUCUGGCAUGUCUUUCAUAACAGUCACGUGUAUCAGCAUCGACAGAUACCUGGCUCUGUACCUUCACUUAAGAUACGUUUCUGUGGUAACCACACAACGAGUGGUCAAGGUUUUCGUUGUGAUAUGGGCAAUCAAUAUAAUAUUCGUAACAUUUUAUCCCUGGAAAACUUCAGUUGCCUUGGCCUAUGGAAUCCUUAUAAUCAUUGCUUGUCUUUUCAUUGCAACGUUUACCUUUACCAAGAUACAUGUCAUUGUUCAAAGACAUCGAAGAAAGAUAAACGAUCUGACAGGACAAUCUUCUAAUGUUUUGGACCAAAAUCCUGCCUCUCUUCGUGGGAUAAAUAUACCAAAAUUUUGGAAAUCAGUCCUCACAAUGAAAUAUGUCUAUAUCCUCUUGUUGGCGUGCUUUUUUCCAUAUAUGGCAACUUUGGCAACUCGAGUUGUGAUUGGCCUCACAAAAGAGUACAAAAUGGCCUUGAACAUCACAACGACUAUAAUCUACAUCAAUUCGUCUAUCAAUCCUAUCGUGUAUUGUUUUAGGUUAAGAGAAGUACGUAAUGCUGUACUCAAAGUACUUGGGAAAAGAGUAAGAGAAGACAACACAUCAGGGACAUUUCUUAGUUCAUCUUUAGGAAACAGAAACUCCUUUGUUAUCCAWCAAUCACCCAGGAACCACGAAUUGUAAUAUAUGUAAUGUUUAUUUAUUUAGUUAGCUUUCCUUGUAAGGCCAGGCACAACACAAAAGCAUAGACACGUACUGUGGGCCCUGUAGUCUAUAGUAGGGGCACUUGAAGAUGGUCGUCACYAGUGUCUUCAGUGGAUCUUUUAUACGUCCGCCUUAUGCAGGGUUGUAUAGUGAAGACAGACGACCGGGCCUACGGUCUUAAGUCCUUGUUUGAGAAUGCGCAACAAUGCCCAAUGAUAGAUAAAAUAGAGUUAUAGGGGAAAACGAGAGUUUGCCGUAAAGGGAGCAGAAGGCUACCUGAGAUGCAAAACUGUAAGAAAGACAGCACGGCGGAGAAGUGACGAUCUCAUCGAUUGGUUACUAUCCAUAGACGUCUACGAUUUACGAGUCUAGCUCCCUACCAGCAUACAGUGGUUCUUUUGAGUCCCUGUUGAAAAACUUUUAACGAUACCCUGAAACAGUGUCUGGCUGAACAAAGUCAGGGCACCCUUAACUUUCCCCCCUUUUUCAAAUUUAUUUAUCUAUUCAAACUUUUAGAAAACAAAUAUUGCAUCGGUUCAGAAUACAUUUUAUUUUAUCUUUCAGUUUCAAUUUUGUGUCACAGAUUUUAAAGUUACCAGAACAAGUAAUUUUUGCGAUUAAAUAGAUUCAUGCAUAUUAGUUUACAGUACUUCAUUGAUACGUAUUAGUCCCUAGGGAUUUAUAGUAUUUCACUGUAAUACACUUAUAGUGAGUCAUACAUUAAACUGAUGAUGGACGAUGGAUAUCCUCCGAAAUAUCUUACUCAAAAAACGUCUAGUCAUUCUUUUCGUAUAUAAACUUUUGACCCAAAGAAAMGUAUUCAAAUAGAUUCAUGUUUUUA
Molecule: messenger RNA, 2138 nt
Organism: Actinia tenebrosa (Australian red waratah sea anemone)
Lineage: Eukaryota; Metazoa; Cnidaria; Anthozoa; Actiniaria; Actiniidae
Product: melanocortin receptor 3-like
Biological process (GO): G protein-coupled receptor signaling pathway
Cellular component (GO): membrane
Molecular function (GO): G protein-coupled receptor activity
Source: RefSeq, a predicted model, not a curated record